AUGUCGGAUGAAUAUGAGAGGAGUGAGGAACUGGUUGAUGACACUUCAAUGGGAUCAUCCCAGAAAUGUUCAUCCUUUGAUUUGAAUGAAGAAGCUAGUAGUGAAAAUAACAACAAUGAUGAUGAAAGUGACAAGGGAUACGAGGAAGCUAAGGACGAAGGUACUUCAACAAAUAAAAGUAGCAGCAUAACAAGGGAAGGAAAUCAUGAACGAAGAGGUGGUGUGAGACAAUACGUUAGAUCAAAGAUGCCUAGGCUUCGUUGGACACCUGAACUUCAUCUAUCCUUUGUGCAUGCUGUUGAAAGGCUUGGAGGUCAAGAGAGAGCAACACCCAAAUUGGUGCUUCAGCUAAUGAAUGUAAGAGGACUCAGCAUUGCUCAUGUCAAGAGUCAUUUGCAGAUGUAUCGGAGCAAGAAACUCGAUGAGGUUGGGCAAGUAUUAGGUCAAACAUACAAAUCAACCCAUGAACUUGGUCGUCUUUCUCAUGUAGCCCAUCAAUCCAUAAAUCCUCGUCAACAUUUUAAAAUGGGGAAUGGUGGAAUUAUUUUAGCAAGUGAUUACAGCGAGCACAGUUAUUUCCAUGGUCUCUUGCAUCCUUCCACCCUAUCACAUUCACAUUCAAAAGUCAUCGAUUCAAGGCACCAACAAUGGCACCUCAACAAUCAUCAAACUUUUAGAAGACCAAGUUACUUUAGCAACGAAGUUGUCGCCUCAACAGCAUUACAAACGCAAGGAAGAUCAAUGUCUGCAAAUCAAAUUCAACUAAUGGAUGCUACCAGCAUUGCUCCCAUGAGACCAAGCCAAUUUCUUGAAGAGAAAAGAUGGCCUCCAUUGGAAAUUAUGAACAAUCAUCCCUGGAAGAAAAGGUUACCUGCCACUAUUACUUCCAAUACUGAGUCACAAUCAGUUGUACUUCAUCAAUUUGGCACCACUACUCCAGCAUCUCUUAGACCAAGUGAGUUCAACUUCGGAAACAACACAAGAAUCAGGGAAUAUCUAUCUAAUUCCGAUGAGCAUCGCAGCUAUUCCAACAGUUUCAAGAUAGAUUUUGAACCUCCAUUUCGGAUUAAGUCGAAUCAAGAGAAAUUGCAGAAAGACAAGCAAUGGGUACCUGAUUUGAGACUGAGUUUAAGUCAGAGAGAUGGCAACAGUGAUGGCAAGACUGAUGAUCAUUGCAGAGAAACCCAAGAAAUCAACACGAAACUUUCACUUUCAUAA
Messenger RNA from Sphenostylis stenocarpa, 1218 nucleotides. The record is from the annotation of a GenBank genome assembly. NCBI's taxonomy places the organism in Eukaryota, Viridiplantae, Streptophyta, Magnoliopsida, Fabales, Fabaceae.